AAGGCUGUAUUACUUUGUUGGCUCUCUCAUUUGGAAAACUGGACCAAGCAAAGAGAAUGCACUUCUACAGUCGGAUCAUACUGAUUGUUUUUGUAUGUGCAUGCUUAUUUUGUCUAAAAUGGAUCUUAGAGACUCAAGAGUCUUGGCAAAUACGUGAUAUUCAGGCACUGCCAACACAGAUGGGCAUUACCCUCGAUACUUUCUUGCAUGUUCAACAGCUGAGAAAACAGAAAAUGAAAUAUUUUUGUGCUGGAACUUCACAAGCCCAAAAAGUACUUAAGAGUCAUUUGUCAAGCCUGGUGGCCAACGAUAAGUAUGAGGUCAUUUACUGUGACAUUCCCCACACGGGAACAGGUAGCUGGAAACAAUUCCUUAAUACCAUAGAAGAUAAAGAAGAAAUUACUUUAGACAGUCCCGUUUCAAAUGGUCAUAUAGCUGCACCUUUCACUGAUUUGAGAGACUACAAUCUAACCAUGGCAACUAGACUCUUGCAAUCAUACACCAAGAUCAUUUUUAUGAGAGAUCCGUUUCAGCGCUUACUGUUACAUUACCUCCACUUUUUCAGCCUUCAGACUAACUUUAGUGAGUUCAUACAGCACAUUUUAAACAAAGGCCAUAGAAACAAUGUGAUGUGGGCACCACUGGUUAGCUUAUGUUACCCUUGUCACAUUAAGUAUGAUUAUAUCAUUAAUUAUCACUUUCUCCGAGAAGAAAUGCAUUACAUGAUGAGACGAUUGGGGAUGUUUGUAAAGGUUUCAUACUCUUCAUUUGAUGAUAAUACUUUUCAGGGUACCUUCAAAUGGAUGACCAAUCGGUACUUUCACAAUAUUUCAAAAGAGCAAAAGAAACAGUUGCUGCAGUAUUACAGUCCAGAUUUACUUGCAUUUCAUCUACUAAAGCUUCCGUGGAAUUGACAUUUUUCUUUUUUAGAAACUCAUUGUUCUAUAAUUCUGUGCUCUUUUGUAUGAAUAUUUAGAAAGACAGUACAGUCACGCAUCAGAAUUGGCAGACAUCUGAAAGCCCUACUGUGUCGUAUCAAAAUAUAUGUCUAACAUCACAUGUACAUAUAUUUGUGCAUUUGUUGUCUGUACAGACUUCUUGUAAUCUUAGCAUGAGAGAAACAGAGGUAAUGUACCCCAUAGUCUAAAGGAAAACUUCAGUAAAGAUAUCUGAUAAGGAAAACAAAUGAACUGAUUAAAUCUGAUAAAUUCAUUGUAUUAUGAAGCUUGUUAUUGUAUGGCAAAUAUAUUUAUUUGGAAAUGCAACUUAUGAUAUAUUUUAGACUGAAGAAAUUAUCUUCAUUAAAAGAUGCAAAAUGUAGCAAAUAAUGGCUACAUUUCUAGUUACAAUAAUUUUCCAGCAGUUGAUAAUGUAAUGCAAUCCAUCUUAACAGCAAAGUACAAAAGGCAGUUGCAGGCAUGUAACAACAACAGUAAAAUGUAACUCUUGACACUUGCAGUGCAUUAAGCAACUGGGAUAGUAAGCAAAAUAACUGCCUUGCCUUUUUUUGUACCAGUGUUGUCAUUUCUAGAAAAGUACACACUAAGCUAACAAGUCAUACUCUGACCUUUGCAAUGCGAAAAUAGAAUGAAAGGCUGUAAUUGUUUUGCGUGUUUCACAAAUGCUAUGAUGUUGUGUUUUAACAUUAAACAGUUAAGGUAG
Messenger RNA from Protopterus annectens (West African lungfish), 1662 nucleotides. Its product is annotated as carbohydrate sulfotransferase 11-like. The record is from RefSeq and is a predicted model, not a curated record. Gene Ontology annotation, molecular function: sulfotransferase activity. Gene Ontology annotation, biological process: carbohydrate biosynthetic process. Gene Ontology annotation, cellular component: membrane. The coding region runs from base 57 to 914 and encodes 285 amino acids. NCBI's taxonomy places the organism in Eukaryota, Metazoa, Chordata, Ceratodontiformes, Protopteridae. The transcript has 2 exons.